Molecule: messenger RNA, 2153 nt
Organism: Drosophila simulans
Lineage: Eukaryota; Metazoa; Arthropoda; Insecta; Diptera; Drosophilidae
Gene: Cpr47Ef
Product: glycine-rich cell wall structural protein
Exons: 17
Coding region: 120-1973 (617 amino acids)
Cellular component (GO): chitin-based extracellular matrix
Molecular function (GO): structural constituent of chitin-based larval cuticle
Source: RefSeq, a predicted model, not a curated record
GGACUCACGUGGAUUACCUUAGAUUUGUGGAUAAAUAAAACAGUGGAUAAAUUGUGGGUGCGCCAAGGAUUCUUCUUGUUAAUCCUCGACCGGAAUUAAACAAUCAAAAGAUUGCUGUCAUGGCUCUUAAGUGGGCUCUGGUGAUCACGACGCUGGUGGUUGCCCAAGCAGCCAAGCUGGAUAACAAAUACCUGCCCCCACCUGCAAGUGCGGCCAGUGCGGGCGGCAGUCCGGGAGCAGGGCUCCAGGGCCCAGGAGGUGGCUUCGGCGGAGGUGGUGGCGGUGGAGGAUUCGGUGGCGGCGGAGCGGGUGGAGGUUAUGGAGCAGGCGGCGGAGGCGGACCAGCUGGCGGCUUCGGGGGAGGUGCCGGAGGAGCAGGCGGUGGUGGAGCUGGCGGCUUCGGUGGUGGUAACAACGGACUGGGUGGCUUCGCAAACGGACGACCCAUUGCUCCUGGCGGCGGCGGAGGCGGCGGAGCACCUGCUCCACGUCCCAGUCCAUCAGGUGGCGCGCCACCAGCUUCUGGACCUCCCAUUCCGAUCCUCUCAUUUGUCAACGAGAACGACGGCGAUGGCAACUACCGCUUUAGCUACGAGACCGGAAAUGGUAUCAAGGCCCAGGAGGAGGGCACCGUCAAGAACAAGGGAUCUGAGAAUGAAAUCCCAUCCGUGAUGGGCUCGUACUCCUACACGAAUCCCGAGGGCGAACUUGUCGAGAUCAUGUAUACGGCGGAUGAGAAUGGCUUUGUGCCCUCGGGCAAUGCCCUGCCCACUCCACCGCCCAUUCCGGAAGCGAUAGCCAAAUCUCUGGCUGCCCAGGGCAUCUCCAUUCUGCCGGGUGGUGGAUACAGUGGAGGUCCUGGAGGACAGGGAGCAGGUGGCGGCGGAGGCGGUGGUUCGGGAUAUGGAGGCGGAUCUGGAUUUGGAGGCGGCGGCGCAGGAGGUGGAUCCGGUGGAGGCGGAGGAGGAGCAGGUGGUGGCGGUGGAUAUGGAUCAGGAGGCGGCGGUGGUCGUGGAGGAGCACCAGGAGGUCCAGGUGCGCCAGGUGGAGGCGGAUUCGGAGGUCAAGGAGGUGGUGGAGGCUAUGGAGGAGCAGGUGGCGGAGCUGGUCGCGGUGGUUCUCCGGGAGGUCCUGGAUCACCAGGCGGCGGCGGAUUCGGUGGUCAAGGAGGUGCUGGCGGCGGUUAUGGGGCCGGCGGCGGCGGAGGACGCGGUGGUGGUGGAGCACCAGGAGCUCCGGGAUCACCUGGCGCUGGAGGUUUCGGAGGUCAAGGUGGUGGCGGUGGAUUCGGAGGUGGCGGCGGACGCGGCGGAGCUCCAGGUGCUCCCGGAUCACCAGGCGGAGGCGGAUAUGGCGGCCAGGGAGGUGCUGGCGGCGGCUAUGGAGGCGGCGGCGGUCGCGGUGGUGGUGGAGCACCAGGUGCGCCAGGAGCUCCAGGAUCCCCAGGUGCUGGCGGAUUCGGCGGUCAAGGAGGUGGUGGCGGAUUCGGAGGAGGCGCUGGACGCGGAGGUGCCCCAGGAGCUCCAGGAUCCCCUGGUGGAGGAGGAUUUGGCGGUCAAGGUGGUGGUGGCGGAUACGGAGGCGGCGCCGGUCGUGGUGGUGCCCCAGGAGCUCCUGGCUCUCCCGGAGGAGGAGGAUUCGGAGGUCAAGGAGGUGGUGGCGGCUUUGGCGGCGGCGGUGGUCGCGGUGGAGCUGGAGGAGCACCCGGUGGACCCGGAUCCCCAGGCGGUCCAGGUUAUGGAGGAGGUGCCGGUGGACCAGGAGGUGCCGGUGGACGUCCAGGCGGACCAGGAUUGCCCGGCAACCAGUACGUUCCACCCGCGGCUGGUGGCGGAGCACCCGGCUCGCCAGGCCGACCAGGAUCGAAAGGAGCUCCCGGCACAGGAUCACAGUACAUUCCACCUGCACCGGGAGCGCCGGGCGGAGGUCGUGGAAACGGGGAGUUCAAUCCUCAGACGGGCUAUAGCUACUAAAACCAGAAUAAAUAACGAAACGCCAAUCAAAUCUCUCAAAUCGAAAUGUAAUUUCUGUGCAAGCUGCCCCCUCAAUGUUCUUUCGCUAAAACAAUUAAUUUAUUUAUAUAAGCUUACCUCUCCCUCUUCCACUCUGACAAUGUGUGUGUGCAACUAUCGAAAUAAAUGAUUAUUAUAAAA